Messenger RNA from Camellia sinensis, 1218 nucleotides. NCBI's taxonomy places the organism in Eukaryota, Viridiplantae, Streptophyta, Magnoliopsida, Ericales, Theaceae. The record is from RefSeq and is a predicted model, not a curated record.
AUGGUUGUUGAAGCGGAGGGAUACGAGUCAUUGACAUUUGACGACCGAGAUGCAAGAAAUUACAUUGAGAGAGCUAGAAGGUUGAGGCUUGGGGAAGGUGAUGUCGAAUCACUUCAAAGUUAUUUUAUGAGGAUGCAAGCACAUAGUGAGAGAUUCUUUUAUGUGAUUGAUGUUGAUGAGGAGUUUCGCAUUAGAAACUUAUUUUGGGCUGAUGCUAGGAGUCGGGCGACUUAUGAAGCAUUUAGAGAUGUCGUUUCAUUUGACACAACGUAUUUGACGAACAAAUAUGACAUGCCAUUUGCUCCAUUUGUCGGAGUUAAUCACCAUGGACAAUCCAUUUUGCUUGGUUGUGGAUUGUUGUCUAGUGAAGACACUAACACAUUUGUUUGGCUAUUCAAGUCAUGGUUAAGUUGCAUGUCAAAUCAUCCGCCAAAAGCUAUCAUAACUGAUCAGUGUAGAGCUAUGCAAAAUGCUAUAGAAAUUGUGUUUCCGCAAGCUCGACAUCGGUGGUGCUUAUGGCAUAUCAUGAAGGAAAUUCCGGAGAAGUUGAAAGGAUAUGCUCAGUAUGAAGCCAUAAAGUUGGCUAUGCAAAAUGCACUUUAUGACUGUUUGACAAGAGCUGAAUUUGAGAGUAAAUGGGAAGAGAUGCUUGCAACAUUCAAUCUUUAUGAUAAUGAGUGGUUGGCGGUACUAUAUGAUGAGCGGAAUCGAUGGGUACCUGUCUAUGUUAAAGACAUUUUUUGGGCUGGCAUGUCAACUACACAACGAAGUGAAAGUAUGAAUACGUUUUUUGAUGGAUAUGUAAAUCCAAAAACUACAUUGAAGCAAUUCGUUGAACAAUAUGACAAUGCCUUGAGAAAUAAGGUAGAGAAAGAGAAGAAAGCAGACUUCAAGUCUCGACACAAAUUAUUUGAUUGCCUAACUAUAUAUGGUUUUGAGAAGCAAUUUCAGCAAGCCUACACCAAUGCGAAAUUCAAAGAAGUUCAAGGAGAGUUGAAGAGAUUAGUUUACUGUCAGGCGGUGAUUGUGAAAGAGGAGGGAUCAAUUUCUACAUAUAAUGUCCAAGAAGCGAUGGUAGUUUGCGAGAAGAUGAAGCAUGUGGACUUUGUUGUCUAUUUUAAUCAACUGAAUGUGAAGUUCAAUGCAUUUGUCGGUUGUUUGAGUUUAGAGGCAUUAUGUGUGCUCACUCACUCGCUGUGCUUGUUAGAAGAUGCAUAA